AACUGCUUAAAAUACGAAAACACGAAAACAAAAUCGAGAAAAAAAACAAACAGUCGCGAUAGUGUGACCAAUCGUGACAGUGUGACCAGAGGCUAUGCUUUCAAUGUGUGUUUUCUGACAGCCAUCACCUAGCUAGAAUGAUUGAUUGAUAUGCAGUCAGAUAUCUUUGUUUUGUUUUAAGCUCUUUUAAGAAAUGAAAACAAAAACUUCGAACAUGUCUUCCUCAUUGAAAAUCGAUACCGUAAGCUCAUCGAAUUUAAACAUUCCAAGCGUUAAGAACCUUAAGCUAUUUCCUACUAAUUGUAAUGAUAUUUCUCUUAUAACUGUCACCUCGCCUUAUACAACAACAACAACGUUAUCUAGUACGACUACAACAUCAAGCGAGCCAAUGUCGCAGCAACAACCGUCAAUUCAUAAUUAUACGGCAGACAGUUGCGAUUUAAUGUCGCCUCCGUUAAGUGCCAAUGCACAGGAACAUUUUCGUACACCGCUCUGCAAUUUAAAACGAAUCGAAGGCAACAGUUUAACUUACAAUCAUUUCAUUAGCGCCGAGCCGCACUUUCCCGAUUUCUCUCAACUGACUUUUGCUGCCAGUGAAACGCCCAAUUUUUUAUUUACCGAUUCGCAAACUAAUUUACCCACUGUCAUAAGUUUUCUUGAAGACGAUGAAAACCACCAAUCGCCUGGGGACGGUUUAAUAAAAUCUGAAUCCAUGCAGAUCGGUCAAGAGCCGCCGUCAUCAUAUCAAUGCCAGAAACUGAAUCGUGCAGAUGUGUUUCGUUUCGAGCCAGAGCAUAUCGCACGUUUAACUGCAUCCUGUCAAUUUGAAGAAAACAAUACGAAUGCAACAGUUAGUUUUAUGCAACAACGAAUGCCAUAUAACGCGCAAACAACAACAACAACAACAGCAACAACAGCAGCAGCAACAACAACAACAUCAGCAGAGUUUGAUUCAUUUAGUAGCGGGACACAAAUGCAGCAACCUUCGGCCGAAGAUCACACUAUGAUCGGGACGAGCGACUAUUUAAAUUUGGAUAUUGAAUACUUCAACUAUGAUGAGAUAAAUUGUCAAUCGAAAAAUCAAUCGCCUUGUUCUACACCGCCUUUAGAUCCUUGGAUGAACAUAAAUUCAUCGGAGGCGUCGCAGCAACCAUCGCGUCAAGAUUCGCCUAAAUUAAUAAAUACAUCUUAUGACUAUCACUACCAUCAACAGCAAACACUUGACGAUAUUAAGCAUGCAGAUCAUCAUCUGAAAACGAAAUUGCCAUCGAUGAUGUCCACUUUCGGUACACCCAAGUACGAGCCGUUAUCUUCCUUUGCUGCUAGCGGCGAUAUGUCGCAAUCGUCGUUAUAUCAUCAUCAUCAUCAUCAUCAUCAUCAUCAAAAUCAAACACAUCAACAUCCACAUCAACAUCAGGAACAAUCAUGUUCUCAUAUUUUCAAUCAACGCGGCAGCUCUUCUUUAACAUAUCAAUAUGAGCAAAAUUUUCUCACUACUACUCCAUCAUAUUCCGAAGAUUUGGAUAAUUGUAAUUUACUUAAUAUGGAUAAACCGAAUCGUGAUCAUAAAAUUAUUUGGACCAUCGAUGAAUUAGACGAAAUCAAUGAAGAAUUCAUAAAUGAAACAGCUCGUCUAACACCCAAAUCGAUCAGUUUCGAUCCCGGCAACUAUUUAUGCGAUAACGAUAAUAAUGUAUCGCAUACUGACGAGGAUGAUGAAAACGCCAACGAUUAUUUGCAUAAUGCCAAGAAAAUUGAUAACGACUCUGAGGAUAAUGACGAUGUGUUCAUUACGACCAAACCGAAAACAAUAAAAACGAAACGGCGCCGCUUCGAUUCACAAUCAUCGGUUACGUCGGCAUCAUCAGCUGGUUUAAUCGCGAACUCUUCCUCUUCUUCAGUUUCGCUAAAAGAUGCAAAUGGUGCACCGCUUCCACCCAUGAUCUGUCGCUGGUCGGAGUGCUACGAAGAGUUCCCCAAUCAAAAAGAGUUUGUCGCUCACAUUGAAAAAUGUCAUGUGGACGUCAAACGCGGUGAAGAUUUUUCAUGCUUUUGGUUGGAUUGUCCUCGUCGCUAUAAACCAUUUAAUGCUCGCUAUAAACUUUUAAUACAUAUGAGAGUUCACAGCGGUGAAAAACCAAACGAAUGUCCGUUUCCCAGUUGUAAUAAAGCAUUUUCGCGUUUGGAAAAUUUAAAAAUCCAUCAACGUUCGCACACGGGUGAACGGCCAUACGGCUGUCAAUAUGAGGGUUGCUUAAAAGCAUUUAGCAAUAGUUCGGAUCGGGCGAAACAUCAAAGGACUCACUAUGAUACGAAACCUUACGCCUGUCAAGUGCCUGGUUGCACAAAGCGCUACACUGAUCCUUCAAGUUUGCGAAAACACGUUAAAAACCAUACGUUACGCAACGCUAACGGGCAAUUGAUUCGUCGAAAAUCAUCCAGCAAUGUGCCAAAGAAAUCUGUUGACCCAAAUAACGCCACGAAAACACGACGACAUUCGGAAUCUUCCAUAGUCCAGGGGCAAACAGCAAUGAAUAUUAAUGACUUAACUCGUAAAUUGAAACAAAAUACUUAUAAGCCUCGUAGCAAUAGUUGCAGCGAAACAACAAAUUUUCCAUCGUCAGCGCUAUUAUUAAACAACACUUAUGAAAAUGAACGGAAAUUGUUAAAUGUAGUCAGUGACAGUCAGGCGAAUGCUAACAAUGCGAAAGCGUUAUCAUCAGCACUACCAGCAUUGUCGUUACCUCCAUCGCCGGCUGGAAUAGUUAGCAUUAAUCGCAAUUCGAUGAACUUUAAUGAGUUGUCAAAUUGCAUUGUAACCAUCGAGCAUAAACAAUAUCAAAAUUGUAACGAAUCUGACAACAAUAACGGCAGCGAUAACAAUCGAAUUACUAUAAUAGACACUAACUGCAGGUCGAAUGGCAAUGAACAUGAAAGUAUCAAUCAAUUAAAUGAAUUCCAGCAACUGAUGCAAGUUACAGCGAAUAAUCAAACAAACCUAAUAAAUAAUAUAAAAAUGACUGCAACGACAGCUAACGGACAACUGGCUACAGCAUCUGUUGAGUCAUUGAAUUGCAAAAACAAAUAUACAAUGUCUGCAACAAAUACUACCACAAAUUCGAUUAGCAACAAAUACCGCAACAACCACUUGACGACCAAUACUGCCACUAUUGCCACUACAACAACUGCCAACAACAAAGUUAACAGUACUGCAACUACCACAACUACAACUACUUGUGCUGGAACUAAUACUAGCAACACUCUCUCCAACCUGACCAAUGACAACAAUAACGCACAUGAGUUCGUUUCAUUUGAAUAUGUAAAAAAACUUCUGUCCGAAACAUUUGAUUACAUGGACGAGGACGGCGGUGAUGACGAUGACAAUAAUGAUGACGAUAAUAUUCUAAUGAAGUCCAUGACCGCCAAUGAUUCCGUUCGCUCUACUUCCAUAGUCGCGACUGCUGAUGCCAUUAAUGAUAUUAAGCAAACUAAGGGAGCAAAAACAACGUUGUCUAUAAAUGAAAUUUCCAAUAUAUCUGAUAAAAUUACAAGUCAUGAUCACGUUGACCAAGAAUUUGUUAAUAAUUUCGAUAUGAACUACCUGCCAACAUUUAUGUAAUAAUCGAAAAUAUGAGAGAGACUGAAGAUGGCAAAGUGUUACGCUUGAUUACUUUACAAGCUUAAAGAAGUACCAAAAUUAUGAACCAAACAAAUAUAUAACCAAUGCUACCAAGUAUAUGUAAAUAUGAAACUGGAAUUUUUUGUGUAAAAAAUAUUUGCAAAUGAUAAGAAAUAUGUUAUUCGAAAUAUUACGCAAGGUUAGCUAUACAUUUUUUUCAAUUGGUCUGGCUAUUUGCGGACGCUACGCCAAAGAAAAUUAUUGGGCUUUUGAGGCAAAUUGCUCAUUGUACCGUUUAAUUGUGUCCCAUCGAUGCAUGUAAGUGGUAAGCGAACGGACU
This is a messenger RNA of Glossina fuscipes, 3959 nucleotides long. RefSeq lists its product as uncharacterized. Gene Ontology annotation, biological process: regulation of transcription by RNA polymerase II. The record is from RefSeq and is a predicted model, not a curated record. Gene Ontology annotation, cellular component: nucleus. NCBI's taxonomy places the organism in Eukaryota, Metazoa, Arthropoda, Insecta, Diptera, Glossinidae. The coding region runs from base 194 to 3619 and encodes 1141 amino acids. Gene Ontology annotation, molecular function: DNA-binding transcription factor activity, RNA polymerase II-specific; RNA polymerase II cis-regulatory region sequence-specific DNA binding. The transcript is spliced from 3 exons.